Molecule: messenger RNA, 994 nt
Organism: Punica granatum (pomegranate)
Lineage: Eukaryota; Viridiplantae; Streptophyta; Magnoliopsida; Myrtales; Lythraceae
Source: RefSeq, a predicted model, not a curated record
AAAAUAGAGCUGGUCCUGCUGAUUUUUCGAGCAAUGGAACACAGCAAUUAUUCCUCUAACAGGAAGAAAACAGCACAACAGAGAGCCACAUUAUGUUCCAGAAAGCCAUAACCAAAUUAAGCUUCCCCUGCAAAAGAGUUCCUCUUCCAUGGAGCUCUCCUCCUCUUCCCCCCUUCCCCGCCAUUAGCCUCAAUGCCCUCCUCAUAGAACUCAUACCCCUUCUCUCUUAUUCCUCUCUGGCUGGUCUGGUGUUUCGGCUUUUCGGGUGUUCUAAGUUCGGUCGAACAACAUGAGCUUGAACUGCCUCACCUGCCAGUGCCUGCAGAGGACCGAUUCCAAUGGCGAUUACCGAUCUGUCAAGGAGAAUUGCCACAGCGUCUGCUGCCUCAGGGCUGAGCGGAACUGGUCGGGCCCGCUGCUGCAUCCGUCCUAUGAGCCGAUCCUGGAUAACAGUGGGCCCAUCAACGGAGUUGCCAAGAAGAGGCAGAAGGCCCUCCGGAGGCUCAGCACUGGCGCCGUGACCUUUGGUGGGAGCGACUUGGGGGUGGGCACAGGUGAUUUGGGUUCCCGGCAGCCAAAGUUGAUCCGGAGUGGCGGGAUGAGACGGGACUGGAGCUUCGAGGACUUGCAACAGAUGCGAAGGGAAGGGAAGAGAAAAGAGAGGCGCCAGCCAUGAUUAGCCCGAAUGGACAUAUUACCAACAUCAUAGGAUGACUCCCUUCCCAGGACUGAAGGGCAAAAAAAUGGAAAAAUAAAAUAAGAACGCAUCAUCCCUUCCCCAUUGCUUGUAUCCAGAACUCAAUUUUCUCUUUCGUUUCGAUAUCUGUAGUUUCUUUGUAUCCUUGAUCAUAUGCGCUAAGUCGAGUCGAAGUCUGAUCGAUCGGUCCAGCACGACAGACUUCCGUGUUUCCCCCCGGUGUUUGUACAAUAUAUAUAAUAUAUAUUUAUAUUGUUUUUACGGUUCAUUCGUCACAAUAUGAUCUCUUUUUAUCUA